Closterium sp. Naga37s-1 is the source of this 489-nucleotide messenger RNA. The record is from the annotation of a GenBank genome assembly. NCBI's taxonomy places the organism in Eukaryota, Viridiplantae, Streptophyta, Zygnematophyceae, Desmidiales, Closteriaceae.
AUGCUCUCCCUCAUUCCCCCCCCCCUUCUCCCUCUCAUUCCCCCCAUGAAGCCCCUCAUCCCCCCCUUUCUCCCUCUCAUCUCCCCCCCUGCUCCCUGUCAUGUCCCCACCUUCUCUCUCUCAUGUCCCCCCCUUCUCCCCCUCAUUUACCCCCAUUCUCCCUCUCAUUUCUUCCCCUUCCCCCUCUUAUAUCUCCCCCUUCUCCCUCUCAUUCCCCCCAUGAAGCCCCUCAUUCCCCCCCUUUCUCCCUCUCAUUCCCCCCUCUGCUCCCUGUCAUGUCCCCCCUUCUCUCGCUCAUUUAAAUGCCACGUAAUCUCCCUCUCAUUUCCCCUCAUCCCCCCCACCUUCCCCUCUCGUUUCCCCCCAUCUCCCUCUCCUUUCCCCACGUGCUCCUUCUCAUUCCCCCCCCUUCUCCAUCUCGUUUCCCCCCCGCUCAUUUCCCCCCAUCUCCUCUCAUUUUCCCCCUCUUCCCCUCUCAUACGCUUCUAA